Messenger RNA from Tribolium castaneum (red flour beetle), 1211 nucleotides. RefSeq names its product slow termination of phototransduction (gene stops). Bases 77 to 1024 code for a protein of 315 amino acids. Gene Ontology annotation, biological process: intracellular signal transduction. The record is from RefSeq and is a predicted model, not a curated record. The transcript is spliced from 2 exons. NCBI's taxonomy places the organism in Eukaryota, Metazoa, Arthropoda, Insecta, Coleoptera, Tenebrionidae.
GUGCACUUAAGCCGAAACCCCGCAAGUUAAUCCAAUAAAAUGUUUCCUAGCAUUUUGGUCGAGGGCUGUCAGUGUCAUGAACUACCUUCUCGAAUGCUACCUCGACCAGUUUACGAACUCGCCCAGAACGAGCCUCCAUGACAGGCGAAAGCGCCAAAUGAUGGUCACUUAUAUCAGUACCCUUAUUGAAGGCUAUGCCAGAGGUACCGGCACCGAACCCGAAUCGGCCGUCCGUGAAAGCAUUAUGGCCAUCGUGAGGUACCAUGAAGGGAACCGGGCGGCCAAUGGUUCCGUCUGUAUGAUGGGUCGGUACCAUAACAUUUUGUACGUCGCUGUUAAAGUCUGCUACGACUGGCAGUUGAAAGAUACAGGGACGGUUUUAGCCCUGUUGGAGAGCAUCUACGCUUGUGAGAAAACCUACGAAAGGAUUUUCAUUGGGGCCAUUUUUGGUAACAGGGCCCCUUAUUAUAUUGCGGGCUGGAAGAGCGAUUUCGAUAGUCAGGAAGAAAAUCUAAGGGCUGUUGUGUAUUUUAUCGACCAUGCGACCACAGGAGGACUGGAAUUAGACUCUACGAGGUUUAUAGACGUCCCAUUGGAAAGUUGCGGGAGUGAUAACCCGACCCCGGCUAAAAUAGCCCUUCAAUUGGGGCUCCCUGACAAGCUCCAUAUUUUCCUAAGAUAUGGGGCGAAGACCGAGGAUUGUUUGGUCGUCUUUAUCAUGAAAAAACUAAUGGAGUUUUGCCACGUCUACCCUUACAAUAUUGUAGCCUGCCUCCAACUUCUUCUCAGAGUGGUACCAAAAAUCAAUUUAGAAACCAAAAAAAUUUUUGAGGAUUAUCCGGAUUUGGUGGAAGACGGUUUAAUUCCCUUGACGCGCUGUGGCGUCCAAGUCCCGGAACUGAAACACUUGACCCGCUGCACUAUCCGGAACCAACUCUGGCUGAACUGCCAGCUCCCGUCCGGAAUCCGGACUCUCUCAGUGCCCGACUCCCUGAAACGCUAUUUGGACCUAAUGGAGGAUUGACUCACUUGUACGCCUCUUCCGAAACGUUGAUCCUUCCAGGUUCGCCGGUUGUUUCCGUGCGACUUGUCAAGUUGACCGUGUUGCCAAAAAGGCAAUAUCGGGGCAUGCGGUGGCCUAUGACCCCUGUCACAACCUCACCAGAAUGUAUCCCAAUUGUGAUUUUCUGAAUAAUAAAUUUUUAAAAGCU